GUUUGUUUGUUUGUAUGUUUGUUUUUAAGCAAUAUUAGCUGUAUUCAGCUGGCGUGUUCACUUCUUAUUAUGCAUUCACUAUGCCUGGCAAAGAGUCCAAACGCAAGGCGGAUGCUGCUAAGCGCAGCAAUCGUCCAGCUCCGCCUAUUCGUAUCGGGAUUCCAAGGCACAGCAACGAUGAUGUUAAUUUUUCUGGAACUGGCUUUCGUCAUCGAGUUCGUCGUUGGCCGACCAGUGUGAUUUCUAACAAAGCUCACAAGUUGGUCCUUCCAGAUGAGAUUCCUGACAAGAAAUUCGUCCUACUUGUUGGGGACUCCCACUUGAGGUCCGUGGCAGAUGGCAUAGUCCCUAUGCCGGUUGGCGGCCUUGCUUUUGGUGUGAUGUCCACUCCAGGAGCUUGUGCAGAUCUUCUGCGCCUUGAGGUUUCACAGGCUGUGUUACCUCGGGAGCCUGAUGCUGUUUGCGUCAUGGCUCCUUCUAACAACCUUACGGCCAGCAGAACAGUUGAAGAGGCAGGGGAUGCAUUUGAGCGGUACCUUUUGGCUGUUCUCAGUCGCUGGCCUAAGGUUUUCUGUACCUCCAUGAUUCCCCGUUUAGUUGGAUCCUGGGAGCGUCAAGACCUGUUUCAGCAGGAGUACCACCGCAGAUCGGCUAAGCUAGGUGUAAGUUAUGUGCCGAUCCACGAUCACCUACCCAGGUACCGUCUUAAACUGUGGUGCCGUGAUGGUAUCCACCUCAGUGAUAAUCACGGGAUGCCUAUACUCACGCAACUGAUGUGGAAUGCCUCCUAUCAGUUCUUGGAGACACACGCACCAAAGCCACUGGUGCAGCACCAGGUGUCUCGUCCGCAGAAAGCGAGUAUUGUGCCCCGUGUGGUUGUGAAGGGUGUGGAACGCAUUCCACCUCCACGCCCUUCCGAAUGGACGUUUGUGAGACCUAGCGGGAAGAGGAACCAUUCAGGGGAAUUUGAAAAGACUUCUAAUCCCCCCAAGAAACGAGUGGUUGUUUCUAAGGCUGAUGACACUUCAGUGGCCUUGAAGGAGUGUUUCAUCCCCCUGAAUCCCGUUAGGUUCUCACCUUCAAUUCUGGCUGCCAUGGACACGAUUGCUCCAGCGGAUGGUCCCACAGACAUACAGACUACAUCUGUGCGACAUUUUAAGAAAGCAGCUAGGCGUGUCCAGCAGGAGGUUGCAUCCACACCUUGCAUAAAUCCUCUUGCAGACGUGGAGUCUGUUCGGUCUAGGAAGGAGGUGUUGGACUGUGACCAGCUGCCUUCACCCCACCACCAGGAGGCAUCUGGUUGUCCUGGGUCUGUCUCUGGGUCUGGUGCUGCCCAUGCUGUGAUGCUUCCUUCUGGCCAUCACGCGCAUGCAUCACCCAGAGGUCAGUCUGCUAACACCCCUUCUUGCGUGCGUUCACAGGUUUUGCUGUCGUCUCUAGUUCCAGAGACAACUGUUCAAAAUCCUGUUGUAAAUAAUUUUGAUAAAGAUAAAACAAUUUUACACAACAAUGAUACAAUUUUAGACUCUGUCCUAGGAUCAUUUCAUCAGGGCGAUGGGCGUUUUAAAUAUGGGGGAGUUCAGUGUGCAGCUAUUACUGUUGUUGCUUUAACAAAGCACAAACAGAAGAGUGUUUUCUCUUGGGAUUUUGCCGUGUUGGAUAACGUUGUUGAGUUAGGAGAUGAGCUGUACACAGAUUUGCGCGACAACAAGAAGAUUAGAGGUGGACAUGAGUUUCUCUCUGUUCCAGACUUGCCAAAGGAAAUUGACAUGGAAGAACAGAGUUUUAAGCUUGUUUACGGGGAUUUCGUUUUAGGAGAUGUAGAUGUAGCUGAAGGCGAGUUAAUAGAUGCUGGUGUGUACACUCCUCUCCUGGAUGGAUUGAAGAAGAUGUGCACACAGCAUGAAACUUGCAUUAUGACAUUAAGUGGCAAUACUUGUGCUAUCAUUUGUGAUAAUGGACGUUAUGCUGUAGUAGAUUCCCAUGCACGCUCCGCAGACGGCAUGGUAGACCCGACAGGACAGAGUGUAGUUCUGUACUUUGCGAACCUUGAUAAUGUUUUUCAACAUUUUCAGAGGUUUGCUAGUGAACUGGUGGGAUCUCAGAGGUUAUUUGAGAUCACUGGAGUGGAUAUUGUUCAGAUGGACACAUUUAAAAAUGUAUCUGAACAAACAGAUGACAUUGACAUAAACCCUGUUAUUUUUGUUAGUGAUGCUAGUACUAAAGAUUUUCAUUUCAGUCCCGUUUCUACAGACGUGUCACAGGCGUUGAGUAAAUGUCUGAAUGUGAAGUCUGCGAUGGUUGAAUCAUCUCCUGUUCCUUCAUGUAGCACAAGUGUGGUUAACGUUGAUGAUGACAACAGUAUUGUAAACAAUGAUACAAUUUUAAGCUCACUUACAGGAUCAUUUAAUCAGAGCGAUGGGCGUUUUAAAUAUGGCGGCGUUCAGUGUGCAGCAAUAAGUCUUGUUGCUUUAACUAAGCACAACAUACAAAGUGUUUUUUCAUGGGAUUUUGCCAUGUUAGACAAUGUUGUUGUUUUGGGCGAUGAGCUGUACACAUAUUUACGCGACAGUGAUCUAAUAAGUGCUGGGAAUGUGUUUCUUUCUGUCCCAGAAUUGCCAAAGGAAAUCGUUAUGGGCAAACAGACUUUUAAGUUGAAUUAUGGGGAUUUUGUUUGUGGAAAUGUAGAUAUCGUUGAAGGUGAACUUAUAAAUGCUGGAGUGUACACUAGUCUUUGGGAUGGUUUGAAUAAGAUGUGUACACAAUAUGAAACAUGUUUUUUUACACUUGGAGACAAUACUUGCGCUUUACUUAGUGAAGAUGGACAUUAUGCUAUUGUUGAUUCACAUGCUCGUUCUGCAGAUGGAAUGGUUGACCCAAACGGUAAAAGUGUAAUUCUAUACUUUAGUAGUCUUGACAAUGUUUUUAGAUAUAUUCAGAGGUUUGCCAGUAAAUUAAAUGGAACUCAGAAGUUGUUUGAGAUCAGUGGAGUUAACAUUGUUCAGAUGGACACAUUGAAAAAUGUUUCUGAACAAACAAGGUUGCCUCCAACAACAGGAAAGGAGGUUAGACGUGAAGAGUCAUUUCCACUCUCGGAACCAAAAAAGUUACAGACAGAUGACACCGACAUAAACCCUGUUGUUUUUGUUAGUGAUGUUAGCACUAAAGAUUUUCAUUUCAAUCCCAUUUCUAGGGACGUGUCUCAGGUGUUGAGUAAACGUCUGAAUGUGAAGUCGGCAAUGGUUGAUGAAUCAUCUCGUGUGAUUGGUGAAUUGGGUGUACCAUGCAUGAAUAAAUCAAUAGUGGCAGAUGGAAACUGUUUUUUUAGAGCACUUGGUCAAGCUGUUUCUAGCACCCAGGAAUAUCAUAGAAAAAUCCGUCUUGCUUUGGUCAAUCAGUUAAAAAAGAAUCCUCAAAUGUAUCAAACCAUUUUAAGAAGUGAGUAUUCCUCGGUUUCGCAGUACCUCACCUCAUCCAGGAUGCAGUACGUUGGCAGUUGGGCAACUGAAGUGGAAAUUCAAGCUGCUGCUGAUUAUUUUGGCAUUAACAUAUUUACUUACUGUAAUGAUAAAUGGCUUAAAUAUACAUCCAACAGCAUCUUUUCACAGCAGGCUGUUUAUUUGGAGAAUAGUAAUGGUAACCAUUAUGAGACAGUGGUUUGUGUAAAACAACCUAACACAGGAACUUGUUAUGGUUAUUGUGGCCCUGUAAAUAGUAUUUCUGGUAGAUACAAUACUCGACAUGCCCCUACAGAACAUUUAAAAUGUUCAGUAGAAACUGUCACACUUGAGCCGAGUUCCAUAGAUACAGAUGGUGUUAGUGUUGUUCAUUCAAAUACUUUAUUUACUCCUCUGUCUGCAGAUUUUUGUAAAACUCUGUGUAAUCGGUUGAAAAUAGAUUUUGAGAAACACAAUUCUCAAGAAUCCACAUCAGGUGGGCCUUUAGGAAAUGUGUGUAAGACAGAACAUAUUAUUGAAGAUGGUAACAGCUUUUUUAGAGCUGUAGCUCAUGUAAUUAGUGGGUCACAGAAGGGCCAUCGUAAGAUCAGACUCGCUGUUGUUUCUUAUAUGUCCAAAAAUGCUGAAGAGUGUGAGAAGUUUCUGGGAAAAGAACAUGCUUCUGUGUCAGAAUACAUAAAAAAGUCACAGAUGAAUUAUGUCGGUCACUGUGCUACAGAAGUAGAAUUUAGAACUACAGCCAGUGUUUUAGGAUUACCCAUAUUUAUCAACAAUGGCACAGAGUGGGUCAAAUAUAGUUCUCAAACUGGUAAUUUUGUCACUGAGGGACUAUAUUUGUCAAACUGUAAUAAUCAUUUUGAGCCCGUUCUUUGCAUAAGACUGGGUAAUAAAGAAACAUGUUUUGGGUUUUGUAAAGUUGAUUCUUUGUCAGACAACGUAAACAAAUGCAGAAGGUCAACUAUGAUGCAGUUAAAUGCUGACCCAAACAUGGAAAAGAUGAAAACGAGGAAGAGUUUUUCCAGAUAUUUAAAGCAAAAUAAGGCUUAUGCAGAAGCCUCUAAUUAUAAAAUGGUAAGUGCAGUUAAAGACAAAAUAAAAAGUCAGAAGAAAAAUGCAUACAAGCAAAAUGUUGCUUACAGAAUGAAAAAGAUCAGCACAACCAAAUUUAAAUACAAAUUUCUUCUUGCACAUAAAGAGAAAGUUAAACAUAAGGCCAAACAUAGGUCCAUUUUCAACUAUCAUCAUAACUUGGCUCAUCGAGAAAAGCUUAAACAGAUGAGUGUGUAUAAGUACCAUCAGAAUUUGGCUCAUCGAGAGAAGCUUAAACAGAUGAGUGUGUAUAAGUACCAUCAGAAUUUGGCUCAUCGAGAGAAGCUUAAACAGAUGAGUGUGUAUAAGUACCAUCAGAAUUUGGCUCAUCGAGAGAAGCUUAAACAGAUGAGUGUGUAUAAGUACCAUCAGAAUUUGGCUCAUCGUGACAAAAAGAAAAAAAUAAGUAAAAAGAAAUACCUUAAUAUUGAGCAUAAAACAUGUUUAAUAGAAAGUAUCCAGCAUAAAAGAAAGCUGAUUAAAGUAAAUUCACAAAACUUUAAUUUUGUUGUAGAUCAAUUUUUAGAGAAGGUGAAAGAUGGACCUGAUUUUGUGUGUUGUGUCUGCUCACGGUUGUUGUUUAGACAUCAGGUCUUAAAUUGUAAUCAAGAAUACUAUAGAAAAACCAAAGAAAUGUCACUUAUAGCAGAUAAAUGUAUAAGUGACAAUCAUCUACACAAAUGCAAUGAUGCCUGUAGAUUACCUUGCAAAUUGAAUGUAUGUAGAAAUAAAUUGUACAUCUGUUACACGUGUCAUUAUAAAAUUAGUAAAUGUCAGAUACCCCCAGAAAGUUCAAUCAACAAGCUGACUGUUGAUCCCAUCCCACCUCAACUGGCAUGUUUAAAUACAUUAGAGCAACAUUUAAUAGCGAUGAAUAUACCCUUUAUGAAAAUGUUGGCUCUGCCCAAAGGUGGUCAGAAUGGGAUUCAUGGUCCUGUCACUUGUGUACCUGCAAAUAUAGUGGAAACGUGCAGUUUGUUACCACGUACCAACAUGGAGGGGUCUUUAUUACCUGUAAAGUUAAAACGUAAAUUGACAUAUAAAGGACACUAUGAUUAUCAGUAUGUUGACACACAGCAUGUUCAGGAAGCUCUUCAGUAUUUAAAACGUCAUAAUUUGCAUUAUAAAGAUGUAGAGUUCAAUGAGUCUUGGAUUAACACAUUUACUCAGGAAGAUGAGUCGUCUGUCCUGCAAGAAGAUAGUGGUUCUGGUAAAGAUGAAGAUACUUGCAUAGAUGGAGAAGAUGAGUUAUUGCAUGACAGACAACAGCACUGUAUGUUUCAGGACACCUGUCUCAUGCCAGUAGAUAUAGGACAAGAAGCAUUGGAUCAGUAUGUGGAUAACAUAUUAAAUGUAGCUCCAGGUGAAGGUAACAAUCCAGUGAAAUUGCUUUCAGAUUUUACAAAUGAAGCAAAAAGUUUUCCCGUCUUGUUUCCUUCAGGAUCGAAUACUUACUAUGAAAGCAGACAAUUUCGUUUGACUCUGAAUCGGUAUUUCAACAACAGGCUUCUUCAUGUCGAUGGUCGAUUUGCUAACAAUGUAGAAUAUAUAUUUUUUGCACAGUACAUGUCUGAACUAGAGCAAGUUGUGUCCAAAGUUUCUAUAGCUUUGCGUAAAGGUAAAAGCGGUGAAUCUCAGAAGUUGGGUAAUUUGAUACAGGAUCAGGAUUCUUUAAAUAAGCUGUUAGAGUUUGAUGAUGGCUACCGGUUUCUUAAACCAAUUCGCGGCACACCUGCUUUUUGGCAAUCUGCUCAGCGAGACCUCCUGGCUUGUGUAAAAAUGUUGGGCAAACCUACUUGGUUCGCAUCAUUUUCGUCGGCAGAUUUGAGGUGGACUAACCUUCUUUAUAGUAUUUUGAAACAGGAAGGCAGAACAGAGACAGUGGAACAGCUGGAGUGGGCUGAUAAAUGUGACCUCCUACGUAGGAAUCCAGUAACUGCUGCCCGAAUGUUUGAUUUUAGAUGGCAUGUCUUCUUAAGGGAAGUGCUAAUGUCUCCUGCCAAUCCCAUUGGUAAAAUAGAAGAUUAUUAUUAUCGUGUUGAGUUCCAGCAGCGUGGUUCUCCUCACUGUCAUUGCCUUUUCUGGGUUUCUGGUGCUCCCAUUUUAGAUAAGAACACAGAUGAGGAGGUCAUUGCAUUUGUUGAUGAAUAUGUCACAUGUGAACUUCCUUCUGAAGACGAUUCACUACAUGAAGUCGUCUCAUCUGUCCAGCAGCACUCCAAACGGCAUUCAAAGACUUGUAGAAAGAAAAAAACUGUUUGUCGUUUUAAUUUUCCACGGCCUGCAUCUGUUAGAACUUUUAUUAGUCGUGGUGAAAAGUAUCAAGAUGCAGUGAAGACUUGCAAGUGUGAUAAAACAGAUAGCACUGUACAGUGUGCCUGUGCGUCUCAAGAUAAAGCUCGUAAACAAGAAAUGGACAAAGAAGUAGCAAGUGCCAUUUUAACUAAAGUAAAGACUGCUAUUUCUAGUGAAGACUGUCCAUAUAACAGUGUAGAAGGUCUGUUUCAGGGCCUGGGUAUCAGUCAGGAACUAUUUGAGAUGGCAUAUAAACGAUUUUGUCGAAAUACACAUGUUGUUUUGAAAAGGGAAGUUAAUGAAAUCUGGAUUAAUCAGUAUAGCAAGUUGCUGUUAAAAGCUUGGAAUGCUAAUCUUGAUAUCCAGUAUUGCGUCGAUGCUUAUGCAUGCUGUGUAUACAUAAUAUCUUACAUGUCUAAAAGUGAACGGGAAAUUGGCCUUCUGCUUGCUAAUUCUCAAAGAGAAGCAGCCAAAGAUGGUAAUCUUAGUGCUAAAGAGGCCUUGAAGACUCUUGGUAAUGUUUAUCUUCAUAAUCGAGAUGUUUGUGCGCAGGAAGCAGUCUACAGGCUAACUAACAUGCAUCUAAAGGAGUGUUCUAGGAAAGUUGUGUUUGUUCCCACUGGUGAUAAUAUAGUGAAAAUGAGUUUGCCUAUUUCUGUUUUGAGGCAAAAAGCAGCAUCACAGGAUCUUACUUCAGAUGACAUGUGGAUGACCGGAUUAGUUGAUCGUUAUAAGAAGAGGCCAAAUGAUGAUGUGUUCAAUGAUAUGUGCCUGGCUACGUUUGCAUCAGAAUAUCGUGUUUUGAGUAAAAACGAAAAAUGUAGAAACCCUAUAAAGUUAAGUAAUGAUUUAGGAUUUGUUACAAAAAGAACUCGGACUAAACCAGCGGUUGUUCGUUACGCGCGUUUCUCUGAAACCAAAGACUCGGAGAAAUUUUUUCAAAGCAUGUUGCAGUUGUUUUUACCGUACCGCCAUGAUAGUCAACUUAAGCUUAACUGUGAAACUUUUGAGGAAUUUUACAGAACUGGUUUAAUUAGAUUUUUUGAUAGAACAAACCACUCGGUAAAGGCUGUUGUAGAUUUAAAUCGGAGUAAAUUUGAGUUAGAAUCUGAUCAUUUGGAUGCUGUGAAUAAUAUAGUCGGUGAUGUAAUGUUAGAAGAUGCAUGGUGUGAGUUGUGUCCGGCAGUUGAAAUGGAACGUUUAGAGUGUGUUGAAAUACUGAAAGAAUCAGAACCGACAGUAAGUGACGAGGCAGAAGUAAUCCCAGAUUUGGCUCCAUGUUCAAACCAAACUGCACAUUUAGAGAAGAGAAACACGAUGAGUAGAGGUGAAGGUCUGGCAUUGAUUAGGUCUUUAAAUGAAAAACAGUUUUCUGUUUUUAAUCAAAUCAGGCAGUGGUGUGUAGAUAAAGUUAAUGGUAAUAACCCUGAACCACUGCAUGUUUUUGUUACAGGUGGGGCAGGCGUUGGGAAAAGUCAUUUAAUUCGAGCAAUCGAGUAUGAAACACAGAGAUUACUGUCACCAAGCUGUAGACAUCCUGAUAAUGCAUGUGUAGUAUUGACAGCUCCUACUGGGAUUGCAGCAUAUAAUUUAGGUGCAACAACAAUCCACACUACACUGUCUAUAGGAAAGGAUGUGCGCUUACCGUACACUCCUCUGGGUGAAGAAAAACUAAAUUCUUUACGUACAAAAUAUUGUGAUUUGCAGCUUCUUCUUAUUGAUGAAAUAUCAAUGGUCGAUCAUAACCUGUUGUCCUAUGUUCAUGGUAGAUUACGUCAGAUUAAACAAACGGGUGACUUUUCACCUUUUGGAAAUGUCAGUGUAGUGGCUGUUGGAGAUUUCUUCCAGCUACCUCCUGUUAAAGGGAAGCCACUCUAUUCUGAUGGUGUAGGUAGCAACUUAUGGUCAAGCCUAUUUAAAGUUGUACAGUUAACUGAAGUCGUUAGACAGAAAGAUGCUGUGUUUUCUGGACUGCUAAAUAGAAUCAGAACUCAUACAAAAGGUACACCAUUGUUACCUGAGGAUUUAAAGGUUUUAAAAACUUGUGAAACAGGUGAGGCAAGCUCAGCAUUGCACAUAUUUGCAACAAAUAAUCAAGUAAAUAAUCACAACAUCCAUCAGUUAUGUCACGUUUGUCCUGAUUACAUAUCAAUUACAGCCAAAGAUUAUGUUAAUGAUAAAAGAACAGGCAAACUGAAGUUGUUGGAAGGGAAUCAUGCCAGAGCUUCUAAUACUAACUUGUCAGAAGUGUUACAGUUGGGUAAGGGUGCGCGUGUAAUGUUGUGUAAAAAUGUGGAUGUCAUUGACGGUUUAGUAAACGGAAUUUGUGGUACGUUGACGGAAAUUGUAAUUUUAGAAAAUGACACCUUUCCUAAGAAAGUUUAUGUUCAGUUUGAUGACCAUCGUGUCGGCUUGCAGAGGAGGAAAACCUCCCAGUCUCUGUCAGCAAAUUUAGCUGGAUCUACACCUAUUGAACCCGAGGAGGAAAGAGCCACUGUUAAAGGUGGAUUACGUCGACAAUUUCCUCUUAAAUUAGCUUGGGCGGUUACGGUUCAUAAAGUUCAGGGACUCACUCUUGAAAACGCCGUUGUUAGUUUUAGGAAAAUAUUUGCACCAGGUCAAGCAUAUGUAGCACUUAGCCGUGUAACAAGUCUUUCAGGACUCACAAUUCAGGACUUUGAUGAAAAACGAAUCUAUUGUAAAGAUGACAUUACAGUUGCAGUUAGUAAAAUGACCCCUUUUUUGACUCCAAACUCACAGUUCGACAGAUUUAACUCUUCUGCAUUCACUGUGUUUUUAAUGAAUGUCCAAAGUCUGAAUCGACACGUUAAAGACUUAGCUUUCUGCACACAGCAUUUGCAACCUAAUUGCAUUGCUGUCACAGAAACAUGGGUAUCUACAGACAGAUCAGAUGCAGUAAAGAUUGAUGGCUAUAGUUUUUACAACUGCCCACGAGGUUUAGCUUAUUCUAGUACUCAUGAGUCUUUGAUUGCUUUUCAAGAACAACAACAUGGUGGUGUUGGCUUUUAUACUGCAGAUGGUGUGGCAUUUAAAAUGUUGCAGGCUCCAGACGUCAACUUGGAGAGUUUAGUGUAUAGCUUUGUUAACUUACACAUAGUACUUGGACUCAUUUAUCGACCUCCUCUUUAUCCCCUUUCUUUGCUUAAAGUAAAUUUAACAAAGUUGCUUGAUUGGCUGGAGGUACAAAGUGAGACAUUAGUACUAAUGGGAGAUUUUAAUGAUGACAUUUUAAAAUCAUCAACAAUAUUAAAACUUUUGACUGACAGAGGCUAUGCCCAAAUAGUCAAACAGCCAACAACCGAGAAAGGCACUUUAAUAGAUCAUGUCUAUGUAAAAUCCAACAAGUAUAUAACAGAAGCAUCUGUUAUUCCAACAUAUUUUAGUGAUCAUCAGGGCAUCAUGUGUGCUUUGACACGGCUUUAGUUUACCUCAAAAACAGCUUUGAUUUGAUCAACACCUAACUGCAGAAUUUGUAAUGUAAAGAGGUGUGUGUGUGUGUGUGUGUGUGUGUGUGUGUGUGUGUGUGUGUGUGUGUGUGUGUGUGUGUGUGUGUGUGUGUGUGUGUGUGUGUGUGUGUGAUCAAUUUUAGCUUUAACAUUUACUAAUAUUUUACCUUUCCUUACAUGAGCUAUCUCUACUGAGAGCAAAAUCAAUUUCGUUGUACACCUAUGCAAUGACAAUAGAACUUGUAUAUAUAUAUCAUACAUAUAGUCUGUCAGAACUUUUCUAUAUGAAAUAUAUUGGAUGUAUUGUUUUUAAGCAGUGUACAUGUUUCGAUGCCGUUGAGAGGUUGUGCACACUCAGGACAACUUCGCUGCCGCGUUCCAUGUGUGAGAGCAGGGGUUGCAGGACAAUGUGCGCACAGGAGUGUAGCAAGAUUUUUAAACUGUGGGUGCUGAAAUUUCUCUGAUGCAUAUAGGUGAGAAGUGUUACAUUCGCAAACUAUUUAGCUGUCAUGAGAGCAACAAAGGGGGUAAUAACGCGCGGAACGUUUUGGUGUCGUGCAUUUGUCAUGGCACUAGAAUUUCGGGAGUGGUGCAGCACCACGCCUAUGUAGGAAAAACCACUAACUGCUGCUGUAUGCUUCACCAUUUCUGUGAUUUCAAUUUUCAUGUCCCCUACUGACCUAGUCAAAAUAACAUUGAGCCAUUUCCCACCUUCUCUCAGCUCUAGAAUGCUCUUUCCCCUUGUCCUCUGCAUUAAUCUCUCACCCACUUUUUAAUCAAAACUAAAAACAUAUCUGUCCAGAUCAGCAAUUAAUACACUAAUUUUAUUGUUGUAAUGUGUGUGAGUGUGUGUGUGUGUGUGUGUGUGUGUAUUUCAUCUUCUUUGUUGCAAAAUGUGUAGGAUGUAUUGGAAAGCUUUUAAACGUCUUUUUUAACAUCAAAAUUAAAUGUGUUUAAAAGCUUUCUAAAGGUUUCGUUUCCUGCAUUAAGAUGGUAUUUAUUGAAAUUAAACUGAAAACCUUUAGUACAAUUGGCCUCUCAUUCAUCACUACUGAACGAUGUAACAAUUCAACACCAAAUUAUGCAUAAUGUUAAAAAUUAAACUGGUGAAUUUCAUGCUGUUUUAAUGCAGGGUUUGCUUUACCUGGUAAAAUGCACAAAAAAGCAAAGGCAAUGGUCUGGUCUCCCAAUUGUGGGACAGGGUUCAAAUCCCUGUGUUGCCCUGCUAAUUGUGUUGAUCACUGGAAAAAACUAUUAUUAAAAAAGGCAAAAAACAAUAAACUUUAAGUUUAAAAUCUUACUUGCUGCAAUUCACCCUAGAACUAAACACAUUUUGAUUUCAAGGACAACUGAUAAGAUCACACCCAUGGGCAUUUCUAGCGUGCUUUUGUGAGUACUGAAGCACCCCUAAAUUCAUCUCUAGCACCCCUAAAGUUUAACAUUUAUUUAUUUAUUUUUACAAUU
Molecule: messenger RNA, 11773 nt
Organism: Nothobranchius furzeri (turquoise killifish)
Lineage: Eukaryota; Metazoa; Chordata; Actinopteri; Cyprinodontiformes; Nothobranchiidae
Source: RefSeq, a predicted model, not a curated record